UCCCAGCGCGCUACAUUUGUUCCCUUUCGCUUACCGUACGCGAUUAUUGAAAACAAAUAUGGCGUCCUCAAUGUCACUUCUGGGCUUGGGACGUAUAUCUGUCCUAAAUGCGGCUUCAAAAUGGGCUUUAUAUCCUCUCAGGUCCACAAGCACAUCAACAUCAAGGCUGGCAGAAAAACAAGGACAAGACACACAACUUAUUACUGUUAAUGAGAAAUUGGACAUAACAACGUUGACAGGCGUGCCAGAAGAGCACAUCAAAACACGCAAGGUGCACAUCUUUGUUCCAGCGAAGAGUGCAAUGCAGUCAGGAAUCAACAACACCAAGAAAUGGAAAAUGGACUUUGACACAAGAGAGCGCUGGGAGAAUCCACUCAUGGGCUGGUCCUCAACAGCGGACCCUCUCUCCAACAUGGUGCUAAAUUUCUCUUCCAAGGAAGAUGCCAUUGCAUUUGCUGAGAAAAAUGGUUGGAGCUAUGAAAUAACAGAGAAGAGGAGCUCCAAGCCUCGAGUGAAAUCCUAUGGGGCAAACUUCUCGUGGGACAAGAGAACACGGAGGUCCGCCAAAUAGAGUGAAGACGGCCAUCUGUUGCUUUGCUCUGUUUGUCCCACCACAAACCUGUACAAACCGUCAAUAAAGGCAUUCUUCUCUAGAUGUAAA
Molecule: messenger RNA, 661 nt
Organism: Boleophthalmus pectinirostris (great blue-spotted mudskipper)
Lineage: Eukaryota; Metazoa; Chordata; Actinopteri; Gobiiformes; Gobiidae
Gene: ndufs4
Product: NADH:ubiquinone oxidoreductase subunit S4
Exons: 5
Coding region: 59-571 (170 amino acids)
Biological process (GO): electron transport chain
Source: RefSeq, a predicted model, not a curated record